GAAUCUGAUCAUCUAUCCCAGAUAGAUUGGGAUCUCGUGUUUCUUUUCUUCUCAGAUGGAAGACUUGGGGACAGAAAAACAUAUCAAAAUGCAGAAAGUGCCAAAAGAGACAAAGGUUCAUACUGAGCCACAGAGCUUUACUCGUGGAUCCACAUGUAGAUUGUCACAACCAGAAACACUCAGGUUACAAACCAAACAUCAGAUGAAGCCGGCAAGAAAACUUUGCGGUCUCAUUGGUUUCUGUCUAAUUUUAAUAUUGGUAGAGAUUGUAGGAGGAAUCAAGGCCAACAGCCUUGCAGUCGUUGGUGAUGCUGUGCAUCUGCUGAUUGAUGUUGCUGGAUUCUCCAUUUCUCUUUUCGCAAUAUGGGCCUCAGCAUGGGAGGCAACGCCACAUCAGUCUUUUGGUUUCUUUCGCCUUGAAGUUUUGGGAGCACUCUUAUCCAUACAGCUCAUUUGGCUGGUUGCUGGGAUCUUAAUAUAUGAGGCCAUUAUGAGAAUUCUACACAGAAAUGUGGCAGUUAAUGGGAAACUCAUGUUCAUGGUUGCAACAUUUGGUUUUAUUGUGAACUUAACAAUGAUCAUGUGGCUUGGUCACAAUCAUACGCGUUUUGCCUGUGGAAGCAAGGCCCAUGGAAUGGAAGAUGUCGAAACAACUGAAGGGGAGAAGGUUAAUCUCAUUUCAAGCCUUCCAGGAGAGCAUCGAUGUAAUGUUGAACAUAGCCAAAUUCAUAAUUGUAGUCAGGAUAAAAUGGACAGCAAGGUUCUCAAGGAAGCUGAAACAUAUAAAUGCCAUAUGAACCUAAAUCUUCAAGGUGCUUACUUGCAUGUCUUGGGGGACCUGAUUCAGUCCAUUGGUGUGAUGAUUGGUGGUGCUAUCAUAUGGGCCAAACCUGAAUGGUUGGUAGUUGAUCUGAUCUGUACUAUUGUCUUCUGUAUGCUAGUCCUGUAUACUACCGCAAGCAUGCUGAGAAGUGUAAUAAGCAUAUUGAUGGAGAGCACACCAGAUGGAAUUAAUGUUGAUUCUAUUGAAACAGGUCUCAAAUCUAUAGAAGGAGUCCAAGAUAUCCACGAUCUCCAUCUUUGGGCCAUAUCAAUGGGAAAAAAUUGGUUGAUUUGCCAUGUAAUAGCUGAGCCAGGGGCCAGCUCAAAUGAAACACUUCUCAGGAUUAGGGACUACUGUGAAAGGAUAUACAGAAUCAACCAUGUAACUAUACAGAUUGAACAGGAGUAAGUAUUCAAAGAAUGAUGUUUAGUUCUUUCUGA
This is a messenger RNA of Telopea speciosissima, 1263 nucleotides long. Its product is annotated as metal tolerance protein 1-like. The transcript is spliced from 2 exons. The record is from RefSeq and is a predicted model, not a curated record. NCBI's taxonomy places the organism in Eukaryota, Viridiplantae, Streptophyta, Magnoliopsida, Proteales, Proteaceae. The coding region runs from base 56 to 1231 and encodes 391 amino acids. Gene Ontology annotation, molecular function: zinc ion transmembrane transporter activity. Gene Ontology annotation, cellular component: vacuole; plasma membrane. Gene Ontology annotation, biological process: zinc ion transmembrane transport.